CUAGCGGGUGGUGGUGGAUAACACGAAGGUGUAUAAAUCGGUGAAAUGGCAGUGGUGGUGAACGAUCGUGUCAGAGGGCAAUGGAUGAAGUUAGUCAGUCGGCGUUUGCUCGCGCUCCAACCACGAUGGAAGUUCAUCCAUCGUGUUCACGUACUCCGCCCCCUUUCUAUCUAAAUCGUAAACUCGUCCAGUGAAGCGUAGAACCUUGAACGACGAUCGCCAGCAAGAAGAAAUUUCGAAGAAAUGUCAGGAUCCGAAAGGUCGAUCAGACCAGUCAGGCAAUUGUCGUUGCAACCACCUGCGCCCCGUCGUCAGCAAGUCAGACGACAAAGAUCCGCGGAGGAUGAAAAGUCGCUGCAGAUCUGCGCGAGUCCGUUUGCACGUGGCAAGCGUGGAACUUGUAAACUCGGCUCCGACAGACCCAAGGUUCGCGUUGCGUGGAAGGAAAAUCGUCAAAAAAACGAGGAAGAAGAACUGGGGCAAGUGGAAGUGGUGGCCCGUCAAAUUCCAGGACGAUCCAAGUCUACCGGUGGUAGGUCGAGAGGGAUCGAGAAAUCAUCGAUCCUUUACUCGAGAUUAGAAUUGGCCGAGAGGUUGAGGCUCGCUUGGCAAAAUCGAGAGAAGAAUAAAGCCAAUAUAAAUAUCUUCUUGGCUCGCGAAACCUUGGACUUGGAGAGAUGUGACUCCGAAAUAUCGAAUCCUACCACUGCUCCAUCGUCUCCUGUGCGAGGAAACGAGAAAUGUAAGAUCGAAAUUCCUCUGGAUAAUAACCGUAAAAUAAUACAGGGCGAAGAUCUCGAGGAGAAAGAAGGCGAGAAAAUGGUUAAAAAAUUGGAAGACAAAUUGCCUAUUAAUUUUUUACCUUUGGAGAGGAGCAAAAUUUCCGUGGAGCAGACGAAGAGCAAAGAGAAGGUUGACACGGAAAAGGAGCAGGUAAACGAGCAAAUAUCGAAGGAUUCGAGCAUGGACGAGCAUGGUUCCUCUACUAAGAAAAAACAAGUGUCGUCCACGUCAUUACCCUCGAUCAAGAUGGUGGAAAAUUCGAGUUUGGGAACCGCGAAGAGGGAAGAUUUCUCAUCGGCUAAGCAGAAACGUGCAAGUUUUCACAGCGGUGCUAACCGAGCCUUCCUCGAUCCAAUCAGAUCGGCAACCGAGGUCAAAUGGAGCUCGAUAUCGGAGAAAAAUUCGUUUCAAAAAUCAUCGGCCGCGAUUAUCGAAAAGAAUUUUUUAAAGGGAACGAUCGAGGAUAAAGAGGACGAUACGGAGGAGAAAAAUACGUGGAGAGAAAAUUCUCCGUGCGACUCGAUCACGAACGAGAAAGCCGCGACGAUAGAAAGGAUAGCCGAUAAAUCGAAUUGUGCAGGUGAUAAAAAUGCGCAGAUAAAAACAAUCUCGAUCGAAAAUGAAAAUGAUUUGCAAGAUGAUAAUGAAACGAUAACACCAAGGGAAACGGAUCGAUCCGAUUCGACGAGGAAAAUCUCGUCCACGAGUAUCGAGAACAAAGAUUCUGAUCUUUCUACGAUUGAUAAAACUUCAUUUUCGAGGUGUUCGGAAGCGAGAUCGAACACGAUGAACGAUAGGAAUCCGUCAAUAAAAAAACCGGUGGAAAGUCAAAAGAUCGAUCAGAAAUCGAGGAGGACUAAUUCUGCGCCGCCGCAACGCCGUUUCGAAUCGAUUUCGGCUAAUAAUAAUAAUAAUCGGGUUCACGUUAAUGUCGUAAUCGACUCGAUGAGAAAGAAUCGUAAUCAAAAAGAUCAAGAUAUGGAUUGUAGAUACAACACAAUGGAAAAGAUAGAUACGGCUGUAACAAAGAUAACAUCGAAUCGAAGUGUGAGAUCGGCACCGUUAAAGAGACGAUCCAGAAGUGCGAAAAGACGUUUUUGCGCGUCGAAAAAUGAGGAGGAUGGAAAAAUACGGAAUAGAUCUGGAACUCGUGGAAAGAGUUCGAUCGAUUCAAGAACGAUGGACAUCGUUACAAUGGUAUCCCUUGUUAGUUCUGCAGACAGCGAUAGCGAUAUCGAAAAUUCACUCAGGGAUGAUAAAUUAAUCGACGAGUUGCGUAGUAAACUGCCCACCACGUCGAUCAUUAAAACGUCGAUUAACUCGGCUUUGAGUAGCGCGAGAAGGCCUAUCAAGUCAGUUUCUUUUCAGAAAGAUUCUUUCGACGAAGAAUAUAGUCCACCAAAAGAGCAACAACCCUCGCCGAAGGAGGAGAAAAGAACGACAGAGUCGUGGUUGGCGAUCGUUGGUAACCAACGUGGAGCUACUUCAUCGAAAGAAGAAGCAGUGUCUUGGAAAACGGAUGUUACUGGUGGUGGUUUGACCCUCCCUAUCCUGGCAUUGAUUCACGAUAUUGAAGAGCCGCUUGAUGUUCCGUUGACUGAUCGCGAAAAGAGAUGCCUGGCUGUGCCUAUUUGUGAUUUACACGAUAAGAAACGGAAAUUAUUGAAAACUCGUAAUACGCCAUCACGAUCGUAAGUAU
This is a messenger RNA of Apis florea (little honeybee), 2482 nucleotides long. RefSeq lists its product as uncharacterized. Lineage: Eukaryota; Metazoa; Arthropoda; Insecta; Hymenoptera; Apidae. The record is from RefSeq and is a predicted model, not a curated record.